This is a messenger RNA of Coffea eugenioides, 2462 nucleotides long. RefSeq lists its product as uncharacterized. The coding region runs from base 159 to 2321 and encodes 720 amino acids. Lineage: Eukaryota; Viridiplantae; Streptophyta; Magnoliopsida; Gentianales; Rubiaceae. The transcript has a single exon. The record is from RefSeq and is a predicted model, not a curated record.
AUUUGGCCCCUCGUCUCAUUCUCCAAUCACUCACUUUCACUGAACUCCUUCAAUCGUCAGCUCUUACCUUAGCAAUUGCCUUUACAUAUAUGAUAUGAUGAUGCAAAGCCCAUCCAUCGUUAGGUUACUUGAAGCACCAUCAGACGACAGAAAAUAAAAUGAAACCCACAAAUCCCUUCAACCUCUUCUGCUUCUUCCUUUUCAUUGUUCUUGCAGUUUUGGAAUUCCCUGUAUCGGCGUACCAUGACAGCCCAUACAGUCGCAGUAGCAGCAUAGUCUUUGCUACUCUGGGAAGAUCAAGCUAUCAUUUUGAUAUCUAUUCUCUUCCACUAUGGGUCGCACCCGCUAGCUCUAACGAACUUCGGCUGACUGAUGGAGUUUCCGUUAAUUUCAACGGCUAUUUUCCCUCGCCCUCAUCAGUCUCCAUGCUCUUCGGAGCACCUGAUUGGACCCCGGCUGAUGUCUCUCCUCCUCCUCUCCAUCUCGUCUAUGUUACGGAAAGAAAUGGUAAUUCGCAUGUAUUUCUCGACUCGCUUUACUACCGUGGACGCGAGCACACUGGAUCGAGAUCAAUUCUCGAGGAAGACCCAUCUGAGCCAACUCGGAGCGAGCUGACUCGUUUUCAGUUCCCUCUGGUGGGUUUGGAGGAGUCUGAUGGGCGGGUUUCGAUGAAGGAUAAGCCGACUCUGGUGGGUGAGUAUUUGAUUUACGUGUCGACUCAUGAGAACCCGGGUGUGCCUCGGACGAGUUGGACUGCUGUGUACUCUACCCACUUGAAGACCAGGUCGACUCGGAGGUUGACGCCGUACGGGGUGGCGGAUUUUAGUCCAGCAGUUUCGCCUUCCGGGGUCUGGACUGCGGUGGCGUCGUACGGGGAGAAGGGGUGGGGCGGUGAAGUUGAGGAACUCGGUACGGAUAUUUAUCUGUUCCUUACCCGGGACGGGUCAAGCCGAGUCAAGGUGGUUGAACACGGUGGAUGGCCGAGUUGGGCUGAUGAUUCAACUUUCUACUUCCACCGGAGGUGCGAGGAUGGUUGGUGGAGCGUUUUUAAGGCUAGUAUUCUGAAAAACCGAAAACGCGGUGUUGACUCGGUGGUGACUGAGCGAGUCACCCCACCGGGUUUCCACGUGUUCACACCUGCAGCUUCGACGUCUAAUGAGAGCUUUAUUGUUGUGGCAACAAGAAGACCAGAUUCGGCGUUUCGCCACAUAGAGCUGUUCGACGUCGUUUCGAAACAAUUCGUCGAAUUGACCCGACCCAUUUCGCCCAACGUCCACCACUUGAACCCGUUCAUCUCUCCGGACUCAAGUCGGGUCGGGUACCAUAAAUGUAGAGGGUCAAGCAAUGGGCACAAGAGUACCAACCUUAUACUUGAGAACCUUAAGAACCCCCUGUCCGAAAAAAUCACCCUUUUCCGGAUUGACGGAGAUUUCCCUUCAUUUUCACCCGAUGGAUCGCGGAUCGCGUUCGUGGAGUUCCCGGGUGUUUAUGUGGUAAAUAGUGAUGGGUCGGGUUUGCGGAAGGUUUUCGAAAGAACUGCUUUCUCAACUGCAUGGGAUUGGAAAAGAAAAGGGGUGGUUUACACUAGCGCAGGACCCACAUUUGCCAGUGAAAGCACUGACGUGGACAUAAUCUCUAUUAAUGUUGAUGAUGAAAAUCUUAGCUACAAACAAUUGACUAGAGGAGGCAAAAAUAAUGCAUUUCCAUCCACGUCGCCCGAUGGAAAAUGGGUCGUGUUCCGGUCGGGUCGAUCCGGGCACAAGAACUUGUAUAUAAUGGAUGCCUUGGAAGGAGAAACGGGUGGGCUUUCUAGGUUGACGGAGGGUCCGUGGUCCGAUACCAUGUGUAACUGGUCCCCAGAUGGCGAGUGGAUAGCCUUUGCUUCAGACCGAGAAAAUCCGGGUUCGGGUAGCUUUGAAUUGUUUAUGGUGCAUCCGAAUGGAACGGGGCUCCACAAGUUGAUCCAGAGUGGCUCGGGCGGGCGGACGAACCACCCGUGGUUCAGUCCAGAUAGCAAGUAUGUUGUGUUCACCUCAGACUAUGCUGGGGUGUCAGCUGAACCAAUAUCAAAUCCCCAUCACUAUCAGCCAUAUGGUGACAUAUUUGUGAUCAAAUCAGACGGUUCUGGGAUACGCAGAUUAACACAUAAUUCAUAUGAAGAUGGGACUCCUACAUGGGGCUCCACAUACAUGAAGGAUGAUGAUGUUGAACGGCCUAAUGGCGGAACAACAUGUUCUUUCGAGGAUUGUCACUGGCUCAAUAUAAGCCCCAACUCUUCAAGCCUGUACUCUGCACCUGUUAAACCUCAGUGUUCUCAUUGAGUGGACAAACACUUGCUUUUCUUGUAAUCAUGUACUCUUGCACUUAGCGCUUGUUCUAGUUUUUGAUGAGUACAAUGAUGUACUGAUGAGCUUAUUUAUGUAAAUGUUGUGCAUUACAAUAAAGUAGAUUGUUGUCCUAAA